AACUUUUAAGUUGGUAUUUUAUGUCUGUAAAUCUUUACAAACUUGGCCAUUAACUUAAAGCCUUAUACGAUAAGCAAGCAGUCUCCUGUCGUAUCCUCUUUCUUUGUUUAGCUCAGAGAACAAACGUACUUUACUGGCUAACCACAGGAUUCAGGAAGACACAAAAAAAUGGCAGAUUCGAAGGUGGAAACGAUCUCAAGGCUAGCUCAAUGGAGGAUCGACAACUUUGGACCUUGUUCUUACAAAAAGUCUGAUCCUUUUAAAGUUGGAAUCUGGAACUGGCACUUAUCUGUAGAGAAAAAUCGAUACCUUUAUGUUCGUUUAUUUCCAGAGCCUUCUCGAGCUUCCAAAGAGCAACCUCCUAUUGCUAGAUUUGUCCUUCGUGUUUCUAAUGCUGGUGCUAAUCGUAGACCCUACAUUUCUCCUGUGCAUGAGAGAUUGCUUCGGAAUUGUGAUGACUUCGUGUGGCCUGUUGAUUCCACAUUUCAUGGUCGCUUCAUCAUUGAUGUUGAGUUUCUAGACAUCAAGAUAUGUGCUCUGAAUGGUGUAGAAGCCAGUUCUAUAUGGCCUAGUGAUGGAAUGAUGCAGACUGUUUCAACCCAAAGCACACUUCGAUGUCUAUCUCGCAUGCUGGAUGAGGCCAUUCACGCUGACCUUACCAUACACACUGCUGAUGGCAUUCUAAGAGCUCAUAAAGCAAUUCUUUCGGCGAGUUCACCUGUUUUCCAGAGCAUGUUCCAUCACAACCUCAAGGAAAAGGAGUCCUCUACAAUCUACAUAGAAGACAUGUCAAUGGAGUCUUGCAUGUCUCUUCUAAGUUACCUAUAUGGAACCAUUAAGCAAGAGGAUUUCUGGAAGCACCGUUUAGCAUUGCUUGGAGCAGCAAACAAAUAUGAUAUUUCAGAUCUUAAAGAUGCUUGUGAGGAAAGCCUAUUGGAAGACAUAAAUUCUGGAAAUGUGCUCGAGAGGCUGCAAGAGGCCUGGCUUUACCAGUUAGACAAGCUGAAGAAAGGAUGCUUGACGUACUUGUUUGAUUUUGGCAAGAUAUAUGAUGUUAGAGAAGAAAUGAAUAACUUUUUCAGGCAAGCAGACAGGGAAUUGAUGCUGGAAAUGUUCCAAGAGGUGCUGACAGUUUGGAAACCUGUAUAAUAUGCCCAGUGAAGUGCUCUUUGCGGAAAGUGCCCACUUUAGAUAAUUGUACAUUGUAUGUCAGAUUCUAAGUCUUAUUACUUAAAUCAGUAGGGAGUGAAAGUUCCUCUGUGCAGCAGCAACUAAUACAAAACUUUGUUCUGGGUUUGGCAA
This is a messenger RNA of Ricinus communis (castor bean), 1302 nucleotides long. RefSeq names its product BTB/POZ domain-containing protein At1g21780. The coding region runs from base 169 to 1149 and encodes 326 amino acids. Gene Ontology annotation, molecular function: protein binding. Lineage: Eukaryota; Viridiplantae; Streptophyta; Magnoliopsida; Malpighiales; Euphorbiaceae. The transcript is spliced from 4 exons. The record is from RefSeq and is a predicted model, not a curated record.